This is a messenger RNA of Piliocolobus tephrosceles (Ugandan red Colobus), 994 nucleotides long. RefSeq names its product UDP-glucuronosyltransferase 1-9-like. Gene Ontology annotation, molecular function: UDP-glycosyltransferase activity. The transcript has a single exon. The record is from RefSeq and is a predicted model, not a curated record. The coding region runs from base 77 to 976 and encodes 299 amino acids. Lineage: Eukaryota; Metazoa; Chordata; Mammalia; Primates; Cercopithecidae.
GUGCUUGUACUUCUCCUGUCUACUGUAUCAUAGGAGCUUAGAAUCCCAGCUGCUUGCGUUCGGCUGCAGUUCUCUGAUGGCUCGCACAGGGUGGACCAGUCCCCUUCCCGUAUGUGUGUGUCUGCUGCUAACCUGUGGCUUUGCCGAGGCAGGGAAGCUGCUGGUAGUGCCCAUAGAUGGGAGCCACUGGUUCACUAUGAGGUCGGUGGUGGAGAAACUCAUUCUCAGGGGGCAUGAGGUGGUCAUAGUCAUACCAGAGGUGAGUUGGCAACUGGGAAGAUCACUGAAUUGCACAGUGAAGACUUAUUCAACUUCAUACACUCUGGAGGUUCUGAACCAGGAGUUCAAGGCUUUUGCCCAGGCUCAAUGGAAAGCACAAGUACAAAGUAUAUUUUCUCUAAUAACAAGUUCAUACAAUGACAUUUUUGAGUUAUUUUUUUCAAAUUGCAGGAGUUUGUUUAAGGACAAAAAGUUAGUAGAAUACUUAAAGGAGAGUUCUUUUGAUGCGGUGUUUCUGGAUCCUUUUGAUACCUGUGGCUUAAUUGUUGCCAAAUAUUUCUCCCUCCCCUCUGUGGUCUUUGCCAGGGGAAUAUUUUGCCACUAUCUUGAAGAAGGUGCGCAGUGCCCUGCUCCUCUUUCCUAUGUCCCCAGAAUUCUCUUAGGAUUCUCAGAUGCCAUGACUUUCAAGGAGAGAGUACGGAACCACAUCAUGCAUUUGGAGGAACAUUUAUUCUGCCACCGUUUUUUCAAAAGUGCCGUAGAAAUAGCUUCUGAAGUUCUUCAAACACCUGUCACGGUAUAUGAUCUUCACAGACAAAUAUCAAUUUGGUUGUUGCGAACGGACUUUGUUUUGGACUAUCCCAAACCCGUGAUGCCCAACAUGGUCUUCAUUGGUGGUAUCAACUGCCAUCAGAGAAAGCCAGUGCCUAAGGUAAGUCAUUGCUCCUUUAGCACGUUAAGAAUAUUUCAGCUUUAGAAAUUAAAAAAGGAUUCU